GACCCAGCAGCAGUGAAGCAGAGAGCAGAGGGUGGAGCCUGAAUCAAAACCAAACAAGCCUCCACACCCUGCAGUCUCUGGAAGUUCCUCCGCAUUCCUGCUAUAUACACAGAAAACUGGGAGGAACCACUCACUGAGGUAAGGAGUUUGGAGGGGGUGUUGGCCUGCGGUAGGACCAGAGACCAGAACCUCAUCAUCAACGCUCCCUGCCAGACUCAGCAUGAGUAAGGCAGGUGGUGAUGAAGGCGGAGGUGGCAGCAGUGAAACAGCCCAGCAGACGGAGGAGAAAACUCCAGGGGGAAAGCUGUUAAGCAAACUGAGUGCUACAACUAUCGGCCCCGGUUGGACCAAAGUCAGUUGUCCCUGUUGUGACUCGCAGCGGGUUGAGCCUCUGGUUUUGGUGAAGCUCGGAGAGAAAGUUCGCCCUGAGACGAAGAGGUGGCUCAUCAGAGUGAUCGGAGCUCCUCAGAAAGAUGGAGGUGCUGCAUUGCUGGCCCAUCCGGGCGAGGAUGCUACUGGUGACAUCAUCAUGCUAUCCGCCCCACGCUGCACAUUACUCAGAGCCGCUGAAGAGUUGGGCCUCUGUAAGAUGUACUGCUCCGGGGACAUGGAGGCCUUCUCUUACAACGACAGAGACAACUUUAAAGAUGCAGACAACAUGGAGGUGUUCCUGACCCUGGCGGAGCGGCAGUACAUAGUGAAGUAUGAGCUGGACGGUCUGCGGGCACAGAGAGAUCUGAGAAUCCCCGGCCUGCCUGACAGCUGCACACUGCAACACCGAGACAACAUCUGGCAGAAGCUCGGGUCAGCUGGUGUUAUUGUGGACACGUUUCCUCUCCACAACCCUCCACAACUGAAGGAGCUCAGUGAAGCCUGGUACUCUGGGAAUCAGCUGGCUCAGCCUCUGGAUUCAGUCAACAGCUACUUUGGAAGCCCAGUGGCUUUCUACUUCAGCUUCCUAGAUUUCUACACCUGGUCUCUGCUUCCACCAGCGAUACUGGGCCUGUCCAUCACAUACUUCUCAGGUGAGGCUCAGAAAGAAAUGGACCAGUCAGUUUCGGGCUCCCCGGUCCAAGAUGUUGAAGCUGACUCGGGACCGGUUGUAGGUGGUCACAUGAUCCAGGCGGUGUUCAGCAUGAUUUGGUCCACGGUGGUUAUGGAGCUUUGGAAGCGUCGGAGCUCCUCCCUGUCGUACCGCUGGGGGACGCUGCACCUUGCCGGGCGCUUUGCAGAGCCAAGACCCGGUUUCCACGGUGACAUCGGGAUCAACCCUGUGACGGGUCGUAUGGAGCUGCUCUUUCCUGAAUGGCAGAGGGACCUGCGGAUGGCCCUGGUGUCAGUCCCUGUGGUGGGGCUGUUUUUAGGGAUGGUGAUAGUGGGUAUGCUUUGUUUCUACUGGGGGGAGGCCCAGGUGAAGCAGCUCCACACAGACUGGGACUCCCUGCUGUCUCAGACUCUUCUCUACAUGCCCUCAGUGCUUCACAUCGUCUAUACAAAUGUGCUAGCAACUGUGUACCGGAAGGUGGCAAAGUCUCUGACUGAAUAUGAGAACCACAGGGAGGAGUCUUCCUACGAGCACCAUUUGACAGCCAAGGUGUUGGUGUUCACCUUCUUCAACUGCUUUGCAGUGCUCUUCCACAUUGCCUUCUUCAAGCAGGAUGUGCCUUUGCUUCGAAAGCGUUUAGCAUCUUUGCUGAUAAUCACCCAGCUGGUGAACCAGGUGACGGAGGUGGUCAUUCCCUUCCUGGUGGAUCGGUUCAUCAGUGCCCCCCAUAGGACAGAGAGUGAAGACGACCCACCGGAGGACAAAUUCAGGAACCAAAGCACUCUGCCUGAUUUCCCUGGCUUGUUUGCGGAAUACAUUGAGCUCCUGGUGCAGUUUGGGUAUUUGAGUCUUUUCUCCUGCGUGUAUCCUCUGACGGCCGUUCUGCUGCUCAUUAAUAACCUAACGGAGAUACGAUCGGAUGCCUACAAGAUCUGCAAACUCUUCCGGAAACCCUUCACCCCUCCUGUGGCUAACAUGGGCGUAUGGCGGAUUGCCUUCGAGGUCCUGAGUUUUGCCUCUGUUGUGACCAACUGCUGGCUGUUAAUGCUGUCACCUUGGUUACAGGAGCUUGGUCAGGAGGGGGGUUUGACCACCACAAACAUCCUUAUGUUGGCUGUUUUAGUCGAGCACUUGCUGAUCUUGGUUAAGGUGGUUUUGGCGGUUCUGAUCCCCGAUGAGCCGGACUGGAUCCGGAAAAAGAUUGAGCAUAUUGAGUUCACAUCCAUGCAGGCCUUGAGAGAGCAGAAACUGCAUUCUGAGAAAACUUGAUUGUGUUUCAAAGCUAUUGGUGUUGCUUCACGUGUGCUGGGCUGCUACAUUCAGAAGACAGUACCAACCUCAGUGUUGUGUGGAGCCACAGAGGUUUGAGAUCUCUGCCAGGGCCCGCAUUGCAUACCGCUGUGCUUCUAAUACUGCCUGUGCACACAUAAGUGUUUCUGCUGCUCCCACUAAUUCACACGGUGCUUCUGCAAUAUAAACCACUUGAAAUGCACUCUCUAAUAUGUACACUGCGAGUGCGAUCGAAAGCGAAACAGCAGCUAAAAGUGUUUCUAUUUUUUCAAUAUAAGGCUGCAAAUGGAAUGUAAUGGUUAUGUGUGCAGACGCCCUUUUAAAAAGACUGUUAUGAUGAGGGCGGUUUUCAAAGGGUUCGUUCAGAUUUAAUGAGAAAGAGAGAACUCUGCUAGAAUAACUAUGGCAACGUUAUGUGCCGUAAGUAUUUUCAGCAUGCAAGGCCAAAGACAGACAUAACGUCAAAUGGUUUUGUCUGGAGUCACUUGGAGGAUUGUUGUUUCUCAGAUUACCUAGUGGUAAUGGUGAUUGUAAAUGAUCUACAGUUAGUAAUCAGGGUUCAUUAUAAGAGGACAGUCUCAUCACUGUAGGGGUUAUGAGAUAAAAAGAUAAACUGUUUAUCCCAUUGGGAAAUAGCUGUGUAGCAGUUGUAAAACAAAGUGGGAAGAGUGCAAAUAUGAAAUUGUGUAAAUCUAUAAGACAAAAAGCAACAAAAUGCUUUAAUCCAUCUUCUGGUGAAAGAAUUGCUCUGAAUACCUCCGAGAUGUAUCACUCAGCAGUGCAGUUACGCUAAGCUACACGGAAUUACUUAGCAUCUUUUAGCUAAUUGUUUUGGUUUUCUGGAUAAAACUGUGCUUUUGUGAUUAACUCUCCCUGCUCUAAUCAAACUCCAUCAAGCUGUUUUCAGUAAAAUAAAAAAGCUCACAUUAACCCAUUAUUUGCUAUCAAAGCACAAAGUUAGAAACUAAGGAAGCCAUAAUAAAGCCAUUAGCAGCUAAAGGGCAAGUUAUGUUUUAGAUUGAGACCAAAAACAGAGCGAAAUAGUGACUAUCACAAAAGCAGGAAAACAAAGCCUGUUGCUCAGUAACUACUGGAUGGGUAUAUAAGCAACUGUUUGCUUACACAUUAGCCAUAUCAACUUAAUUGAGACACUAUGCCAAUGUUUUUACAGUUUGUUGUGGUGCCCCCAAGUGCCAGUAUAGCUUUAGCUUCGAAAAGGUUUAGUGUUUAUGGCUCCAUCAAAUGGGGAUAAAACAUGGAAAUCGUUUGACUCAAACCUGCAGUCUAUUCUCAGUACAUGUAUGUUAAGGUGAGUUAAGUGCUCAGUGUUGAUGGUGACAAAAGUCAAAUAAAAAGACUUUUUCACAUUUAUUUAUAAUGUGUCCUAUAAUAAUGGGCGUAUUAGCUGUUACUGUUUGAAUUUACAUUUAGAGUUGUAGGAAAUUUUGACGUUGAGGUUUGCUUUGGCUUGAGUUGUUAUAAAAUUGUGCACUUCUAUUGAUGGUAUUGCCCUCUCAAAUAAUGACAGUGUGGUUAUUAUACCUUGGCACAUCUGUAACACGAUAUUAAACAUUAAAUUAUGUUCCAAGGUAUGAUUUGCAUUUAUUUUAUUUAUUUACUUAUUUAUCAGUUUAGGCUGUGGCUGAGUUGAGGCUAUUCUUCAUCUGUAGUCCCUGGACAAAAGUUGUGAAGUAACCCUAAAAAUGAUUUAUAAAAUAAUAAUGAAUUAUAAAAUAAUAAUGAAUUAUAAAAUAAUAAUGAUUUAUAAAAUGCAACACAAAGGCUGAAGACAAGAAAAUCACAUACAUACUCAACAUACAUAUUACAAUACAAAAAGAUAGCAACAGGCUAAAGCCGUACAAAACGACAGGGGACAGUAUAGUAUUAGUAUUGACAGAUCUGAUUAUUAGUUAUCCUUUAAAUGAGUUUUCAAUAGAAUGGUUUGUUCUGUAAUGGUUUUCGGGAUGAAAUUACGUUCUUAUGCAGCUCAGCCCAGUUUACAUAUUAAAGGAUUUAUUAAAGACUU
This is a messenger RNA of Eleginops maclovinus (Patagonian blennie), 4361 nucleotides long. It is a transcript of the gene ano10b, whose product is annotated as anoctamin 10b. The record is from RefSeq and is a predicted model, not a curated record. NCBI's taxonomy places the organism in Eukaryota, Metazoa, Chordata, Actinopteri, Perciformes, Eleginopidae. Bases 221 to 2314 code for a protein of 697 amino acids. The transcript is spliced from 16 exons.